AUGAACAGCUUCUUGGUGCUCAAUGAACAGGACAAGACGCUGGGCUACGACGCCUACUUUGCCUCGCAGGAGACGCUGAACCUGAUCGCGGUCAAGUCGGGCGCCAGCAUCGCGUUCGUGGCCACCAAGACGUUCGGCACGCGGACCCGUUGGUCCAAGAUCAAGAGCAUGCCGUUCCGCACGUUCAGCGGCGUGACGUCCAAGGACACGACGCUGAGUGGCCUGACCAUCGACAACCGCGCCGGCAACGGCAUUACCAAGAACACCGGCGGGGACAGUCACCAAGAUGGAGUUGCACGGCGCGAUGUUGGUGCUCUUCUUGAAGGUGCCCGUGAUGUGGCAGGCGACUGCUGCUUCAGCUGGGUCGGCCGAUCCUGUUGCUGCUGCUUGGCGACUGCAAAUCGGUACUCGUUUUGGGAAAAGCCCUCCCAACGCACCGCUCUCAGCAAGAUUUUUGGAGCUGCGGACGGCAUCUGA
Molecule: messenger RNA, 477 nt
Organism: Phytophthora sojae
Lineage: Eukaryota; Oomycota; Peronosporomycetes; Peronosporales; Peronosporaceae
Exons: 2
Coding region: 1-477 (158 amino acids)
Source: RefSeq, a predicted model, not a curated record